AUGCCGCUGUCAACUUGCUACCAUUCUCGUUCGUCCUGGUCCAGUAACACCAGGACUGGUUUAUGCGGCGCAGCGGGAGGCAACUCGCAUCUCAGCGACGCUACGGUAAGGACUUGUCUGAACAGCCGCCCCCCUCCAAACCAACGGCCGUUGCCGCCGGUGCUACAGUUUGGCAUUACCUCCGGUUUGAGCGAAAGUAUAAAAGAGCAGACGCCUCCAGAGGCAGACACACACGGCGACCCACCAGACUACAGUGCAGACCUCGUGUUCGCAACUCCACAUCUCCUCAUCAUGAAGGCCAUGUUUGUUGCGGUGAUCCUGGGAGUGGUGGCUGUCGCCAGGGCGACCACAGUACCAGCUGGCUCCAGCAUCUACCAGCAACCUCAGUACCAACCACUCCAACCUGGGGUGCAGUACCAGGCUCUGGUGCAGCCACGGCCUGUCGUGCAGUCAGAACAGGUGGUGGGAGGCCGCGUCGUGCCUGGAGUGUACCCAGGCAGUGUGGGCUCGCACGUCUACACCUCGGGGAUCGUCCCCAGUGUCUACUCCUCUGGAAUCGUUCGUGGCGUCCACCCUGCCAACGCUGCCCCCACUGUAGGAGGGUCCUACCCUUACUAUCCCACCGCCUAAGCUUCCAGUUCACAGAUUACCUGAACAAUUUCACGACGUCUUUCGCUGAUCUAUGAAUGACUGUGUAUGUCCAAAUUUGGUGAAUAAAUCUUUUCUCAGUGUCACUAUAA
Molecule: messenger RNA, 740 nt
Organism: Schistocerca cancellata (South American locust)
Lineage: Eukaryota; Metazoa; Arthropoda; Insecta; Orthoptera; Acrididae
Exons: 2
Coding region: 1-630 (209 amino acids)
Source: RefSeq, a predicted model, not a curated record